GGACAAAGGGCAAGACUGCUAUUUCAAGAUGACGGCCCUUUUCAACCUCCAAUCACUAGUUUUGGUGAUUCUCUUGUUGAUCUGUACAAGCACAUAUGCCCACUCGAUCAUGCCGGGAAUCAUGGAUCGCAACCAGAGCGGGGUGUUUGGUAUCUUCUGGAAAUGCGCGCGUAUUGGAGAACGACUCAGUCCCUAUGUCAGCAUAUGCUGUUUUGCGAUGGCUGUCUCGAUCUUUGUCGGUGGUUG
This is a messenger RNA of Penicillium odoratum, 246 nucleotides long. RefSeq names its product S-adenosylmethionine-dependent methyltransferase. The annotation marks the transcript as partial. The transcript has 4 exons. Lineage: Eukaryota; Fungi; Ascomycota; Eurotiomycetes; Eurotiales; Aspergillaceae. The record is from RefSeq and is a predicted model, not a curated record.